AUGUGGGCAGAUUAUCCUUGGGAUGAAUCCAAUGAGAAAUCGAUAGAAAUAGACUUGACGCAGUUCGAGGAACUCGAUGCCUAUGCAAGGAAGGUAAAUGUCAAGGAUAGCGUGGAAAACCUGGUGAGUGUCUUGCUCCAAAAAGCCCACAGUGACCUGGAGAAAGUCAGAGCCAUUUGGAUGUGGAUUUGCCAUCAUAUAGAAUAUGAUAUGGAAGCCUUCUAUGACGGAGCCAAGAGGGCUUCAGAGGCAGCAGAUGUCCUACAGUCAGGAAAAGGAAUUUGUACAGGAUAUUGUGGCCUCUUCAAAGAAAUGUGCAGUCUUGCAGGGAUACAGUGCAAGACGUUGUCGGGCUACUGCAUAGGGUAUGGAUACAAAGCAGAAGAGGUCAUUGCGGAAAAUAACAGCCAUGUCUGGAGCACUGUGCAUCUCGAUGGAAGGUGGCACCUUUUGGACAGUACGUGGGGAAGCGGCUCUGUGGAUGACAAGGGCAACUUCACUUUCAGAUACAAUGAGUUUUACUUCUUUACCCACCCUGCUCUGUUUAUUGAGGAUCACUUCCCAGAUGACCCCAGAUGGCAGCUUCUGAAACAGACAUUAAGGCUGAAGGGGGACGGAUGUGAUGGCUAA
Molecule: messenger RNA, 630 nt
Organism: Zootoca vivipara (common lizard)
Lineage: Eukaryota; Metazoa; Chordata; Lepidosauria; Squamata; Lacertidae
Product: kyphoscoliosis peptidase-like
Biological process (GO): muscle organ development; neuromuscular junction development
Cellular component (GO): cytoplasm
Source: RefSeq, a predicted model, not a curated record